AUGCAGGCUCGAGUGCCGGCGGACGUGUGCAAAGCUCGCCUCACAGCCUUGCGCAAAGCAGACGGGGGCCUGCGUGGAAUCGCCAGAGGUGAUGGGCGUUGUCGCUUGGUUUUGAACCACCUGCCACUCGCCACCUGCCACUCGCGGGAGCUCGAGCUGGAACGGAUGCCCUUGCAAACCACGUGCGUGACGCCUCGGCAUGCCUCGGCAUGCCUCGGCGACACGCAGAGAAGCCGUUCUGGUGUCAGCACGUCGUGGGCGGCCUUCCUCGGCAAACUUCGCGCUGUGGGGGAAGGGAGGGGGAUGCUCCCGUUCGUGCGCUUGUUUUAUUAUGGGAGCCAUCCACUUAUUGUUGGUGGGACUGUGCAGGCCCGUUGCCGCGACGUUUCCCUUGUACAGUACGAUGCCCUCCAACAGCGGGCGGAAGCCGUCCAUCCCGACGACCGCCUCGUGGCCUUCCUGGAUGACCGCUACGUGGUCACGAUGCUGAGCCGCUCUCGACGCAGGUGCACGGUGUAUACAAAACUGGUGUGGCAUCGCAUCCAAUCUUUUGCCCGCGUCGUCGCUGCACAGCAGGCCGGAUUGCAGAACUGGGCGAUGAUGUGUGGCGAGGCGACAAGCCCGAUGCCUAACAAGGCGUAG
Molecule: messenger RNA, 642 nt
Organism: Symbiodinium natans
Lineage: Eukaryota; Dinophyceae; Suessiales; Symbiodiniaceae
Source: the annotation of a GenBank genome assembly